AUGACCCAUGAGAGUUUGGGUAUAACAUUGGGAGUUGGUUAUAAACAAAUAAUUGGUUAUAAAUCUGAUGAUGGGAGAAAAAUCAAUCAAAUUUCACAAGGCGCCAAGUUUAAUAAAAUGCGGGACCAUACAUUAGUUUUAGCGGUCAUCAUAGCGUUCUGUAAUGUCAGCAGCAUACUAGGUCGAAUAGCUUUCGAAAAAUUAACAGAUUUCGAUUUCACGGGCAGCACAUACUAUUCUGUUAAAAAUCUUUCAUUAUACGAAUGUCAAGGAUGGUGUCGUGAAGAACAAGAGUGCCAAGCUGCUGCUUUCAGCUUUGUCGUAAAUCCAUUGACACCUGUGCAAGAAACACUAUGUCAGCUGCAAAACGACACGAGCGCGAACAACCCGAACGUGGCGCCUCAACGCAGCGUCAACAUGUACUACAUGGUAAAGCUGCAGAUGCGAUCAGAGAACGUAUGUCUCAGGCCCUGGGCGUUCGAACGCGUGCCCAACAAGAUCAUACGCGGCUUGGACAACGCGCUCAUCUAUACAUCCACGAAGGAGGCUUGUCUGGCUGCCUGCUUGAACGAGAAACGCUUUGCUUGUCGAUCAGUGGAAUAUGAUUAUAACAACAUGAAAUGUGUUUUGAGUGACUCUGACCGUCGUACCACAGGACAAUUUGUUCAGUUGGUGGAUGCCCAAGGAACUGAUUACUUCGAGAAUCUGUGCCUAAAAACUAGUCAGGCAUGUAAAGCCAAUCGUGUCUUCUCCAUUCCAAGGAUUGGUGUUGCGGAUGAUAAAGUGGCCCAAUAUGCAGGACUCCACUAUUAUACUGAUAAGGAAUUGCAAGUAACAAGUGAGCCCGCGUGUCGUCUGGCUUGCGAAAUCGAAUCAGAAUUCCUGUGUCGUUCUUUCUUAUACCUUGGCACACCUCUGGGUUCGCAAUAUAACUGCCGUUUGUACCAUUUGGAUCACAAGACCUUGCCAGAUGGCCCCUCAACAUACCUUAACGCCGAAAGACCUUUACUCGACAAUGGCGAACCUACUGGAACAUACUUCGAGAACUUUUGCGAGAAACCGAAUCCAAGUGCCCCAACCCCCGACCACACUUUGCCCGUUGUCUUCGAUGCAACCGAAGAUCCUUCAAUCAACAAUUUGACGAGAGCCGAUGUAAAUUGCGAUAAGACUGGAACUUGUUACGACGUGUCUGUAAACUGCAAAGAUACUCGCAUAGCAGUCCAAGUACGUACCAAUAAACCAUUCAACGGCAGAAUUUAUGCUCUUGGCAGAUCAGAAACAUGCAACAUUGAUGUCAUAAACAGCGAUCUCUUCCGAUUGGACCUGACCAUGGCCGGACAAGAUUGUAACACUCAAUCAGUGACUGGCAUCUACUCGAAUACAGUGGUUCUACAACAUCACAGUGUGGUCAUGACGAAAGCUGACAAAAUCUACAAAGUCAAAUGUACAUACGAUAUGAGCUCCAAGAACAUCACAUUCGGAAUGAGCCCAAUUCGCGACCCAGAAAUGAUCAGCAUCACAUCUGCACCCGAAGCCCCACCACCAAGGAUCCGCAUUUUGGAUUCACGAGCCCGAGAAGUGGAGACUGUCAGAAUUGGAGACAAACUCACUUUCAGGAUUGAAAUUCCAGAAGACACGCCUUAUGGUAUCUUUGCUCGCAGCUGCGUUGCUAUGGCUAAGGAUUCAAAAAGCACUUUCCAAAUCAUUGAUGAUGAAGGUUGUCCUGUUGACCCAACAAUAUUCCCCGCAUUCAGCCCAGAUGGUAAUGCUUUGCAAUCGGUUUACGAAGCUUUCAGGUUCACGGAAUCAUAUGGUGUCAUCUUCCAAUGUAACGUCAAAUACUGCCUGGGACCAUGUGAACCGGCCGUUUGUGAGUGGGGACGUGAUUCUGUUGAGUCCUGGGGUAGAAGGCGUCGUUCUCUGAACUCCAAUGAAACGCAAAACGAAGAAGAAAUGAACAUUUCACAAGAAAUCUUAGUUUUAGAUUUCGGCGAUGAGAAAGCCAGCGACUAUUUGAGAAGCGAUCCUUCAAGUGCGGACUUCGGACGAGACAAAACAGUGACAAUUGUCGAGCCCUGCCCAACGAAAACUUCAGUCUUAGCAUUGGGAGUCACAUGUGCCUUAUUAAUUCUGAUCUACAUCUCAACAAUCUUUUGCUAUUACAUGAGAAAAUGGAUGAACCCGCACAAAAUUGUUGCUUGAAAUUAACAAUUGUGUAUUCCACCAGCAAUAGUAUUUCGAUGAAGCAUUUAUAAAAAUAAC
Ctenocephalides felis (cat flea) is the source of this 2262-nucleotide messenger RNA. RefSeq lists its product as uncharacterized. The transcript is spliced from 15 exons. The record is from RefSeq and is a predicted model, not a curated record. NCBI's taxonomy places the organism in Eukaryota, Metazoa, Arthropoda, Insecta, Siphonaptera, Pulicidae. Bases 1 to 2202 code for a protein of 733 amino acids.